This is a messenger RNA of Eurypyga helias (sunbittern), 1266 nucleotides long. RefSeq names its product prostatic acid phosphatase-like. Gene Ontology annotation, molecular function: acid phosphatase activity. Lineage: Eukaryota; Metazoa; Chordata; Aves; Eurypygiformes; Eurypygidae. The coding region runs from base 1 to 1266 and encodes 421 amino acids. The transcript is spliced from 11 exons. Gene Ontology annotation, biological process: lysosome organization; dephosphorylation. The record is from RefSeq and is a predicted model, not a curated record. Gene Ontology annotation, cellular component: plasma membrane; lysosome.
AUGGGAGUGAUACAGCUUCCCAACCCAUCUAGGAUCCUGGGUCUUUCUAUUCAUAUUAUCCUCAUUCUGCUUCAGCAGACUACUGCAGAAAGAGAACUGAAGUUUGUGGUUGCAGUUUUCCGACAUGGUGACCGAACACCAAUUGUAAACUUUCCAACUGAUCUACACAAAGAAAGUGAAUGGCCCCAGGGAUUUGGACAACUUACCAAGACUGGAAUGCAGCAGCUAUAUGAACUUGGACGGUACACGAGGAAAAGAUAUUCCAACUUUCUGAACAGCACAUACAACCGGCAAGAGUUUUAUAUCCAAAGUACAGAUUAUGAUCGCACCAUUAUGAGUGCCCAGUCAUACCUUUCUGGCCUCUUUCCACCAACCAGCAGCCAAAUUUGGAACCCUGAGCUUCUCUGGCAACCCAUUCCAGUUCAUAUUUUGCAAAAAUCAACAGACCGGAGGCUGCAUUUUCCUCUGCCUGACUGUCCGCGUUUUGAUAAACUUCAGAAUGAAACUCAAACAUCUAGUGAAUUUCAAAAUAGAAUACAACCAUAUAUGGAUUUUUUACAAACAAUGGCAGUUAACACAGGACUUGAAUUAAAUAAUCUCAAAAUACUGGACAAUUUCCAGCUCUGGAAUACAUAUGAUACUCUACACUGUGAGGAUAUUCACAAUUAUACUCUCCCUGUAUGGGCCACCAAAGAUGUAAUCAACAAGAUGGAAAAACUGGCAGAAUUGUCCUUAUUAUCACUAUUUGGGCUUUAUAAAACAGAAGAGAAGUCACGACUACAAGGAGGUGUCCUUGUGAAUAUUAUUUUAAAUAGUAUUAAACAAGCUGCCAAUUCUUCAAGACAAAGAAAAAUGGAGGUCUACUCUGCACAUGACACCACAGUUGGGGCCCUGCAGAUGGCUCUCAAUAUUUUCAAUGGAAAACUGCCACCAUACGCUGCUUGCCAGUUUUUUGAACUCUACCAAGAAAGCAGUGGGCGAUACAGCAUUGAAAUGCAUUAUCGGAAUGACUCUUCAGAGGAUCCUUACCUACUCACUCUGCCAGGAUGCACCUCUUCUUGUCCGCUUGAGAAGUUUGCUGAACUAGUUUCUCCUGUGAUUACAGAAAAUUGGUCAAAAGAAUGCGGGAAGAAAGACAAAACGAAAGAUAUUUUUAUUGGAUUUGAUGUUGCUGUUGGCUUGUUGUUCAUUUUUGACCUUGUACUACUCUACCUCCUUUAUCAUUACGGACGUUGCAGGCGCAGAAACAACUACCAAGACAUUUAA